CUCACUACAUACUGAUUAUACAGACUAACAUGCCUAUAUCUUUCAAUUCUACCGCUAUUCUUUUUACUCUCUAGGUACCUCCAGGUCCUCCAGUGCAACACUAUGGUCAACAUCUGCCAGAAGUUGAUCAUAUGGGAUUAUCCCAUAGAGGGCCACACAGACCGUACCCUCCGUCUCUUGUUUGACUCAGGAUCAUCCUAAACCCCUGGAGGAAGGGAGAGAUGGCUGUUGUAGAUAUGGCUCAAGUUCCAGAAGCCUUUGUGGAGGUGACAGUAUGCUCAAAUGAAGUGCAGUAUUCAAUGAUUGGCCGUCGUCAGAGGAUAUUAUACAAGAAUGCCUUGCAAGAGAAAUACAGGGCCAUGACUUUGUUUGGAGGGUUCCCUAUUCUUACUUCUGACCUGCUAAGCCGUCUAGAUCGAGGGGAAGAGGCCUGGGUCCCUGAUCUCCAGAGCUCUGAUGAGAGUGAAGAUGAAAGACCUGUUAAGCCAACACUGAAACGAUGGCCCAAGGGAAGAACGUGGUGGGAUAGGUAUAGAAGUCCUGCAAAAUACCCCAGUUCAGACUCUACAAAUUCAGGCGAUGAUCAGGAGAGUGAGGUUGAAGAUGGGAAACCUCAGCGUGGAAAUCACAGGCUGACAAUCCUUCACAGAAAUUUAUUGGAUAUUUCUAAGGUAAAUGGAUCAAAUGGUCUCAAGCAAAGAGAGGCCUUUCGGAAUGGGUCCCAAUUGAAGAAACCUCCACGAAGCCAACUAGGAAAGUUAAACUCAGCAGAGACUAAUGAUGUUGGUAGGAACAUAACCAAGGAGAAGGCUGUGGGAGAGGAGCAAAAGAACCACUGUUUCAUCUGUAACCGGACCUUCAAGUCAAUAGUAUCACUUUCCAAUCAUCAGAGAAUACAUCCUGUUGCAAAGACCUAUGAAUGCUCUUCCUGUGGAAAAACAUUCACAGUAAAAAAGAAAUUUGUUGCACAUUUGAGAAAACAUGAAAAAGGAAAGGGUUAUAAAGGCCCAAGCAGCACUACAAUGCAACGAACUGUCCCCUCAGGAAAAAUGCCUUAUAAAUGCCUGGAGUGCAAGAAGUUCUUUAUGCGGAAGGACCUCCUUAUUGUGCAUCAAAGGAGGCAUGCAGCAAAACGGCCCUAUAUGUGUCCUGAAUGUGGGAAAAGUUACAUUCGGAAGGAACAUUUUGCCAGACAUCAGAAAACCCACAAAAGUCUAGAAAUGGAUAAACCUCCUGAGAAUGACAAAGAAGCAAAGGUUAAAAGUUCUGAAGCUUCUGAGAAGAAAUCCUCAACAGCCCCUGUCUGUAAAGCAACAAUCUCUCCAGAGAGCCCCCUUAGACAUCAGGAAAAUCAAACAUAUCUCCAUAUAUGUACGUUUUGUAAAAAAAGUCUGAGAUCCAAAAGUUUGCUGGUUGAUCAUGAGAGAUCCCAUAGGGAAGGGAGACCUCAUAAGUGUUCUCAGUGCAAGAAAAGCUUUCAUUAUAAACACCUUUUGCUGAAGCACAAGACAAUCCACACAAAAUCAGCACUGAAGCUCCCCAAGAAGAAGAAAACAACAAAUUCUCUCUCUGGUUCUAAAGUGCAACCCAAAACAGAAAGUCCCUCAAAAAGCUCCACUGGCAAGAAGGUAGGCUCUCACAGCAUUCACCGGACCUGGCACUCAAGGAAAAAAGUGAAGAGAUUUCACUAUCCAUGCCAAUAUUGUGGUAAAUCCUUGAGCAGAAGUCUCACGCUUGCUGAUCACGAGAAACUCCAUACAGGAGAGAGACCUUAUAAGUGCCAUGAGUGUGAAGAAAGUUUCAUUCGAAAGCAUCACCUUAUUCGACACCAAGAGAACCACACCAGACAGGCACCCUUUAAGCAUAUGAAGCAUGUCAGAAAACUGAGGACAAAGAGUCGCUUUGCUGUACUUGAAAGAAUCAAUACAGACCGUGGACGUGGCAUCACUCACAACUUGUGCCUUACUAGGCACCCAAAAAUCCUUCCAGAGGCUAAGGGCUUUAAGUGUCAAUAUUGUGGGAAAUGCCUGAAAACAAAGAGCGCACUUAUAAAUCAUAAGAAAAUCCAUAGGGGAAAGAAGCCAUAUCAGUGUUUGGAGUGUAGGAAGAACUUCUCUCAGAAAAACCAUCUUUUGUCCCACCAGAAAAGCCACAUGAGAAAAAAGCUGUUUGUAAGCUCAGAUUCUAACCAAAAAACAGUGGGGGAAAAAAUCCCUUCCUCCCUCAAACAUGGGAACCCACAGAAAAAAAAAACUGGCAUACUUGUGCCCUUACUGUGGAGCAAGCUUUGAUAAUAAAUAUGCCUUCAAGAAGCAUCAAAAUGUCCACUUAGGGCACAAACCCGUCAAAUGUAUUGUGUGUGGGAAAGGUUUUAGUAAGACAUGGAAUCUGAAGAGACACGAGAGCACCCACCUGCAGAAAAAGAUCUG
This is a messenger RNA of Sceloporus undulatus (fence lizard), 2429 nucleotides long. RefSeq names its product zinc finger protein 260-like. Gene Ontology annotation, molecular function: RNA polymerase II transcription regulatory region sequence-specific DNA binding; DNA-binding transcription factor activity, RNA polymerase II-specific. The transcript has 5 exons. Lineage: Eukaryota; Metazoa; Chordata; Lepidosauria; Squamata; Phrynosomatidae. Gene Ontology annotation, cellular component: nucleus. The record is from RefSeq and is a predicted model, not a curated record. Gene Ontology annotation, biological process: regulation of transcription by RNA polymerase II. Bases 222 to 2291 code for a protein of 689 amino acids.